AUGGCAAAGAAGGAGGAAGGGAAUGAAGAAUUAGACCAAAUAUGGUCAUUAUUUCAAGAUUCUCCUGAAGAAAUCAAAGAAAGAAGAAAGAAUAUCACUCAAGUUUUACAAGAGAAUACUACUCAAGUAUUCCCAACUCAAAUGUCUAUAAUGUCAGCUGCUGAUGAUUUAGUAGCGUGUUUUUCACUUGGAGGUCAAGUUAAGAAUUAUUAUAGAUUUGGUACUUAUGAUAUGUGUCAAAAACAACGAGAGAAAUUAUGGUUUGCUAUCACUCAUGGUACUUUACUUGAUAGUAAUGAUAAGAAUGAAGAUAUUGAAAAAUUAACGGCCAAGGAAUUAGUUGCUCGUAAUGAUAUUCAACAAUAUUAUAAGAAGAGGUUAUUAGAGGAUAAGGCCAUUGGUAGUUCUGAAGAUGUAUGGGAUCAAAGAAAAGAACCAUUAAGUAAUCCGUUUAAAAAAGUGUGA
Messenger RNA from Scheffersomyces coipomensis, 465 nucleotides. RefSeq lists its product as uncharacterized. The record is from RefSeq and is a predicted model, not a curated record. Lineage: Eukaryota; Fungi; Ascomycota; Pichiomycetes; Serinales; Debaryomycetaceae. Bases 1 to 465 code for a protein of 154 amino acids. The transcript has a single exon.